This is a messenger RNA of Pararge aegeria (speckled wood butterfly), 1673 nucleotides long. Its product is annotated as retinol-binding protein pinta-like. The transcript is spliced from 5 exons. Gene Ontology annotation, molecular function: phosphatidylinositol bisphosphate binding. Gene Ontology annotation, cellular component: membrane. The record is from RefSeq and is a predicted model, not a curated record. Lineage: Eukaryota; Metazoa; Arthropoda; Insecta; Lepidoptera; Nymphalidae. Bases 105 to 1028 code for a protein of 307 amino acids.
CUCAGCUAGAGUUCGCAGCGUACCACGUUUUGAUUAACAUUAUUUAAUAAUUUUAUUGGAGUUACACAGUUUUAGUUUCUUGAAAUUUGUGACACCUAUAAGCGAUGGCCUUCCUCCAAGGACCUUCCCCAAAGCAGGAAGAGAUGAUUAAGCAAGAGUUGAACGAAUUACCUGGAGAAAUGGAGAGAGGGAUCCGAGACCUUCGCAGUAUGUGCGCAGCCAACCCUUAUCUGCCGAAUCCAGACGCCUUAGACACACAUCUCCUAUCACUGUUCCUGCGAGGUUGCCGUAUGGACUUUGAACGAGCUAGAAAAAAAUUGGAAACAUUUUGCUAUUCUCGCUCCAGAUACAGAGACCUCUUCGAACAUCGCUCGCUCCUUGAACCGCCUCUAAAUGACGUGUGCAAAUUCUUAGACAUAGUACCUCUUCCGAAGGUGACAGAUGAAGGACUUCGUGUAACGAUAUUUAGAAUGCGGCCGAACUAUCCGGAGAGUUCAUCCGACAUAGCGACGGCAGCGCGAGCUAUUCUACUCAUCAGUGACGCGAGGAUGCAUGACGAGACCUUGAUAGCUGGGGAUGCCUUUAUUUGGGAGUGUUCACACGUCCGCGCGUCCAUAGCGACCCGCGUAGCCAUGGCUGCGGGUGCGGUUCGCCGGAGCAUUCACCUCGCGCAGGCCGCGUACCCGCAGCGAAUGCGGCGCAUUCACGUGGUGGGAGCACCUUCCCUCAUAGCGUCCUCCAUUAACCUCAUGCGAUCCUGCGUCACCGAGAAAAUCAGGAAACGGUAUUACUUGCACUCAAAAACGGAAGAGUUACUGGAUCAUUUCCCGUCGAGAGUGUUGCCAGUGGAAUGGGGCGGUGAAGAGGAUUCGAUUGAGGUUCUCGCAAAAAAAUGGCGUCGCCGCGUUGAAGAUUUACGUGAAUAUCUGCGACACCUCAACGAGCUUUGUGAAGUCACACCAGAUGAUGUUUACGAGAAUAAUAUUUAUGGUGCAGUCGGUUCCUUUAGAAAAUUAGAUAUUGACUAGGUAGUUGUGAUAAAUAACGGGUAAAAUCGACUUAAUGGCCUUCAGAUUUAUUUUUAUAUUGGGGCCUUCGCUGCAUUGAGCUAAGUAUUUUAAGAUUAUGACGUUUAAAAUUUAUUUUCGUUUGAAUGCUUUUGUGUACCUACCUACGUGGUUUGACCUUAAAAUAUAUUAAAAUAUUGGAUUUAUGACUAAGAGUUAUUCAUUAGUUUUAGUGUUGGAAGCAAUAUAAAUCUUGCUUAUUUAAAAAUUAAUUAAAAUAAUUAAAUAUACAAUGGCUUAGCAUUUCCACCGCUUUUUGCAAUCUUGGAUUUAUUUUACUUCAUCGAUAUAAAUCUAAAUCUUUGACUUUGCCCCCUUGAUACGCUCUUGUAGGGUUUUUCGAGCAUAAAACCCCUGUAACGUCAGAAUAAAAUAGAACUUCUGCUAUUAUUUUGCUACAUAAAAAAUAAAAAUCAAUAGUACAGAGUUUGCGACUCCAUAUUGAGUGUAAUUAGGUCCACAUAACUUUGAACUUAGUUUUGAAACUCGAAAAAACUUACUGGUAAAUAACAUUUAUCUUAUAUAGAACAGUGCAUAAUAUUAAUUGCGCAUUUUCCAGGGAUGGUAUAAGGGAUUGGAAAAGGAAAAUACAGAAAUUGGCCUCUA